Molecule: messenger RNA, 1384 nt
Organism: Lepisosteus oculatus (spotted gar)
Lineage: Eukaryota; Metazoa; Chordata; Actinopteri; Semionotiformes; Lepisosteidae
Gene: erg28
Product: ergosterol biosynthesis 28 homolog
Cellular component (GO): membrane; endoplasmic reticulum
Molecular function (GO): protein-macromolecule adaptor activity
Source: RefSeq, a predicted model, not a curated record
GAAUCAGGUCAGACUUCCAAGGGACGAGAGACUAAGUUCGAGGUCGGGGUAGGCAGGCGAGGUCAGGAAUCCAGUAGUCUAAACAGCGAGGUAUCCAAAUUCAAGAGACGCGAGGCAGAGACGGAGUCGAGGUCGGAGGCAGAGCAGGGCCGGGAGUCCAGAGGUCGAGCCAGCGAGGUAUUAAAAUUCAAGAGACGCGAGGCAGAGACGGAGUCGAGGUCGGAGGCAGAGCAGGGCCGGGAGUCCAGAGGUCGAGCCAGCGAGGUAUUAAAAUUCAAGAGACGCGAGGCAGAGACGGAGUCGAGGUUGGAGACAGAGCAGGGCCGGGAGUCCAGAGGUCGAGCCAGCGAGGUAUCCAAAUUCAAGAGACACGAGGCAGAGACGGAGUCAAGUACCGGAGGUGUGCCGCAAUGAGUCGAUUCCUGAAUGUGCUUCGGAGCUGGCUGGUAAUGGUAUCUGUCAUUGCCGUGGGGAAUACCGUGCAGAGUUUUCGGGAUCACAGCUUUCUGUCCGAGAAAUUGUACACUGGAUCCCCAGAGUUUGUAAAUGGCCUUCAAGCCCGAACCUUUGGAAUCUGGACCCUGCUGUCUUCUAUCAUUCGCUGUGCCUGUGCCGUCGACAUACAGAACAAAACGCUCUAUCAUAUCACACUCUGGACAUUUGUUGUGGCUCUGGGUCACUUCCUGUCCGAGGUGUUCGUGUACAAAACUGCCCUGCUGACGAUUGGCAUCAUGGCCCCACUAAUUGUGGCAAGCUUCUCCAUCGUGGGGAUGUUGAUUGGUUUCCAGUGCAUGGCGGAGCCCCAGGAAGUGAUGGCGGCGCGCCCGAAGAAACGCAACUGAGCCGCCAGCCCGUCCCGCUCGGCGCCAGGCGGCGCGCAAGGCUCCGGGCGACGGCCGUGGAACUGAACGCAAACGUGUCCAUGAAUUUGUCAACCACGGCUGACGUUUUUAGAAGUUUAAAACCUGCUUCCUUUUUAAAAUAAGAAUGUUUAAGAGCCAAGUCUUUUUCUGCAUUUAUUGUUACAGAAGGCCUGUUUUUUUUAAAAGGUGAAAAGAAACGCCACCCCUACUUUGUACAGGUGACAGGAUUAUACACUAGUUAUUGAAAUACAGCAUUAAUACAGCGAAGAAAGGAACUUCUUUCUUCACUCCUACAUUUUAUAAAGGAGUUUUGUUUUAAACGAAAUAACUAGUGUUUUGUCCCCUGGAUUUGUGCCAUAUAUGACCAUUGCAUGAUCUCUUUAAAAGAUCGUGGUAAAUUUUAGUGAAACCAUGUACUAUAUACAUAUCAUGUGAAAGACAGCUGCUAAAUAUGGAAAUAUGGUCUACAAGAAGAAAAUGAUUAUGGUUUAAUAAAUUUAAAUAAAGGCAAAAUCAAUUUA